AUGUUGGCUCCCCUCCUAGUCGCGUAUCUUGCGGCAUCUUCGGUGCCAUUAGCUACUGCAAAGACCUUUUGGUGGAGUUACCAAGGGGAGAACAGCACCGAGUCUUACGACCCCGUUUUCGAGAUCUGCGCGGAUCAGAACGCAACCUCAUGUGCAGCUUGCAACUCUUCUCCAGAUGCAGACAAUGUAGGAGCCAAGCUGUGCGAGUCAUCGGAUAAGCUGAGCAACAUUUGCUACGAGCCAAAACGCGAAGAGACGUGCUGCAAGGACAAGUAUGGGAAAGUCCAGGGCGAAGAUGUCGAGGAUUGCGGCAAAACUUUCAAUCAGACGUUGUCCGAAGAGUUGAACGAUGACCAAGCGACCGCCACCGCAACGAGCGCUUUCCGGCCAUCGAUGACUGCCACUGACCAAACGAGAGUCGCCCGACCUGAUCGUACAAGUCCCCCGAACGUGGUCCCUGGGUCAACCAAAACAUAUAACAAAGACCCAGAAGUGGAGAAACAAAUGUCUGCUGCUGUCAAGAUUGGAAUCGCAAUUGGAGUGUUCGCAGCAGUUGGAAUAUUGGUCACUCUGGCGGUGUUGGCCCUGCUUCACUGGCGUAAGAAGACCAAAUAUAAUGCGAUCGGACACGGACAGGCUAUCGAUACAAAGCACCCGGAAGCAUAUGGAGGGCAUGCUGUUCCGCGUCCGAUCUCUGGAGCUUCAGGAGCGUUUGAGCCAAUGAGGAAUGAACCUCACGAUCAUCGAAGUUCGUGGAUGGCAUCUCCUCCACAACACUUUGGACCUACGACACCAAAUCCAUUCUCAGACGGUGCAGCAUACUCAGACCACGCAUCUCACCCUCAACACCCUGUUGAACUGCAACACAUGCCGCCACCGGGCCAUCAUUAA
Messenger RNA from Didymosphaeria variabile, 891 nucleotides. RefSeq lists its product as uncharacterized. The record is from RefSeq and is a predicted model, not a curated record. The transcript has 2 exons. The coding region runs from base 1 to 891 and encodes 296 amino acids. NCBI's taxonomy places the organism in Eukaryota, Fungi, Ascomycota, Dothideomycetes, Pleosporales, Didymosphaeriaceae.